Molecule: messenger RNA, 3438 nt
Organism: Salarias fasciatus (jewelled blenny)
Lineage: Eukaryota; Metazoa; Chordata; Actinopteri; Blenniiformes; Blenniidae
Gene: smc5
Product: structural maintenance of chromosomes 5
Exons: 24
Coding region: 74-3289 (1071 amino acids)
Biological process (GO): double-strand break repair via homologous recombination
Cellular component (GO): Smc5-Smc6 complex; nucleus
Molecular function (GO): ATP hydrolysis activity; single-stranded DNA binding
Source: RefSeq, a predicted model, not a curated record
UGCUCGCCCAAGCGCGCGGUGAGUUUUCAGACUCGUGAUUUUUCUUCCUCUGCUCUCUUUUCCGUCUUUUUGAAUGUCUUUCCUCAAAAAGAAGCAGAGAAUCAGUCAUGUCAACAGCUCACAAGCCGCCACCCAGACGACGAGCAGUCAGAGCGAGCCGCCCGGACCGCUGGAGCGGUACGUGGAGGGCUCCAUACUCCGCAUCACCAUGAAAAACUUCCUAACCUACAGCUACACUGUGGUGCGUCCUGGACCCAAUCUGAACAUGAUCGUCGGAGCCAAUGGAACUGGCAAGUCCAGCAUUGUGUGUGCCAUCUGUCUGGGUCUGGCUGGGAAAACGGCUCUGCUGGGCAGAGGGGACAAGGUUGGACUCUAUGUCAAAUCCGGAUGUCGUAAAGGCUUCGUAGAGAUCGAACUGUACAAGCAAGGCGGCAAUGUAGUAAUCAGCAGAGAGAUCCAUGUGGAUACCAACCAGUCAGUGUGGAUGCUCCACGGGAAGGUCUGCAGUCAGAAAAUUGUGGAGGAGGAGGUUAAAGCUCUGCACAUUCAAGUCAGCAACCUGUGCCAGUUUCUGCCUCAGGACAAAGUAGGAGAGUUCGCCAAGAUGACCAAACCAGACUUGCUGGAGGCGACGGAGAAGUCGGUGGGACCGCCGGAGAUGUAUGCGUACCACUGCAAGCUUAGAAACUUCCGCACCAAAGAACGAGAACUGGAGAACGAACUGAAAGACAAGACAAACUUCUUGGAGAAAGCCAAGCAGAGGAACGAGAGGAACAAACAUGACGUGAAUCGCUACUACGAGAAGAAGAGGCAUCUGGAUGUGAUCGAACUGCUUGAGAAGAAGAAGCCGUGGGUGGAGUACGAGACCAACCGCAAAGAGCUGGAAGGUGUGAAGAAGGAGCGAGAGGAAGCCAAAAGGCAGCUCUCAGCCCUGCGGCAGGCCCAGGCUCCCAUGCUGAGGAAGAUGCAGCAGAUCGAAGAGCAGCUGAAACCCACCGAGGACCAGAUCAAGACGAAGACUGCUGCAAUCAAGGACGCGACUCUGAAGUGCAAACAGAAGCAGGAUCAGUUGGAUCGAAAAAACAAAGAGAUCGACGAUAUCAAACAAACCCUGAGACUGAAGCAAAUGGAGGCGGACGACCAGCAGAAGCGGAUCAGCAACACCAAGCGCGCCAUCGAAGACCUGAAAGCAGAGCUCGCCAAAGUGGGCGACCAGCCGGACGUGACUCCGCAGAUCAACGCCAUCAACAUGGAUCUGAGGCGGAUCCAGGAGGACAGAGCCAAGAUCGAAGGGGAGAAGACCGACCUGCGCCGGGAGAAGUCCAACCUGUCUGCAGAGACGAGAGUGUUGCAGCGGAAGCUGAACGACAUGAACAACAUGAUGAACGCUAAAGAGGAGAAGCUGAGAGCGCGCCACAAGGACACGCACACCGCCCUCCAGUGGCUCCGGCAGAACAGGAGCCUCUUCCAGGGGAACGUUUACGAGCCCAUGAUGCUGGUGAUUAACGUGAAGGAUCCUCGGUACGCCCAGUACGUGGAGACCCACAUCUCCUUCCACGACCUGCGGGCGUUUGUGUUCCAGAGGAAGGACGACAUGGAGAAGUUCAUGUCGGAGGUCCGGGAUAAAAAGAACUUGAAGGUGAAUUCCAUCUGCGCUCCAGAGACGUCGUGCUCUCAGCGUCCUCCCUCCAGAAACAUCGAGUCCAUACGACGGUUCGGGUUCUUUACUUACCUCCGUGAGAUGUUUGACGCUCCCGAUGACGUGAUGAGCUACCUCUGUCAGCAGUACGUGGUGCACGACGUGCCGGUGGGCAGUGAGAAGACCAAAGCCAUGAUUAAGACGGUGAUUGAGGAGCCGUACCUGAAGGUGUUUUACACGGCUCACGAGCGCUACAUCGUGAAGAGGUCCUUCUACUCCAACAAAAUCAGCACCAGUAACUCCGCAGUCAACCCUUCGCAGUACCUGGCCAUCACCGUGGACGCCGAGGGGAAGCAGCAGCUGGAGCAGCAGAUGAAGGCCUGCGAGUCAAAGCUGUCUGAGAUCGAUGAGCGGAUGAGCGCCCUGCAGAGGGAAGGCGCCGCGCUGGCUCGCCGCGACAACGAACUGCUGUCGGAGAAGAAGAGGCUCUCUGAACUGAAGGGCAAAAAGAGACAGCUGGAGCAGAAAAUCAGCACCAAGCAGGACAGUCUGAGGCAGACGGAGAACAGCGUCAUCGACUUGAAGAAAAUUGAAGAGGAAACCAAGAGGAAAAUCGAAGCGGUUAACAGCCAGAAGGUGGCGAUCGUCACUGCGUUCAUGGUCCAGAUGAAGCUGCGGGCCAACCUGACCAUGGAGAAGGUGCAUCUGGCUCUGAAGACCGUGGGCUUGAUGGCAGAGAAGGCCAAGCUGGAGAACAGCUGCAGGGAAGGAGCCACGGAGCUGAAGGCCACCGACCAAAAAUGCAACCGUCUGGAGCAGGUGAAGGUGAGGCUGACAGAGCAGUGCAAAGGCCUGCUGAAGAAAGCCAAGUCCGUCUGCAGGAUGCAGCUCAACGAGAACUUGCCAGAAGAUCUGCAUAACGCUUUCACCAAGCUGCCCGACACUCUGGCUGAGAUCGAUGCCAUGCUGAACGAGGAGCACUCCAGAGCCGAGUUCUUCACCGGCCUCAGCGAACAAGUUGUUGAAGACUACAACAGGAAGGAGGAGGAGAUCAAAAAUCUGGAGAAAGAGCUGGAAGAAAAGGUCAACGCCCUGAACGCCUACAGACAAAACAUAUCCGAGGCGAAGGAGCGAUGGCUGAACCCUCUGAAGCAGCUGGUGGAGAAGAUCAACGAGAAGUUCAGUGACUUCUUUCGCUCCAUGCAGUGUGCCGGAGAAGUCGACCUGCACUUUGAGAACGAGGACGAGUACGACAAGUACGGGAUCCGCAUCCGGGUGAAGUUCCACAGCAGCACCCAGCUGCACGAGCUGACGCCCCACCACCAGAGCGGAGGCGAGCGCAGCGUCUCCACCAUGCUGUACCUCAUGGCGCUGCAGGAGCUCAACCGCUGCCCCUUCAGGGUGGUGGACGAGAUCAACCAGGGAAUGGAUCCCAUCAACGAGAGGAGGGUGUUUGACAUUGUAGUCCGCACAGCGUCCAGGAAGUCAACGUCCCAGUACUUUUUCAUCACCCCCAAGCUGCUGCAGAAUCUGAAGUACGUGGAUGAAAUGACCGUCCUGUGUGUCCACAACGGACAGACGGUUUCCCCCGACCAGUGGGACGAAAAGAAGUUCGUCACGCGCCGGCUGAAACGGACGGCCAGGACAUGAACAGAACCAACGUUUUCAUCUGAGGCUUUUAUUUUUAAUUUUUUUUUUUGGAUUCACUUUAUCAUAUUAAUCUUUAGAAAUCUUGCUCUUUUACAUGUUCUUAGCAGUUCAUAUGGAUAUUUUAUUUUAUUGGAAUAAAGUGUUUCUGU